AUUGGCUGGCGCAGUAGCAGCGUGUUGGAAACACUUCGAGUGGCUGCUUUGAGUGAAAAGAAGCUCGGCAGUUUGUUCGCGCUACUGGCGGAGUACAGCAAUCUUUACCCGACUCUUUUCGCUACGCCGGCCAAUAUUUUCAACAUGGACGAGUCGGAUUGCUCUGUGGGUCGUAAAAAGAAGCGUGCCCUGGCUGCUGUUGGUGUCAAGCGUGUCAGUCGGCGAUCUGGCCGAACCAUUACGAUGGGACCGCAUGUUACUGGUCUGUUUACUGUUUGUGCUGAUGGCACCGCUCCUGUUGCGCCCCACUUCAUUGUCGCGCAUCCACGGCCCACUCUACCUCACAGGUGCACCGAGGGCCUGGACGAGGAGUUGAUUCACCAGUCCGAGUCCGGCUUCAUCAACGAGGAAAUCUUCGACAAGUGGUUUCGAGAUUUCGUCGAGGUCGUCAAGGAGCGAGCUACCACCACCCCCGUUCUAUUGGUGAUGGAUGGCAGCUCGUGUCACAAGUUCACUGUCGGGUUGAUUGACCUCGCGGUGAGCAACAACAUCCUGGUUGCGAUCCUUCCAUCGCACACGUCGACUCACUUGCAGCCGCUCGACGUCACCGUCUUUGCCUGGUACAAGAACUUGCUCGAGACUCACGUGCAGUCGAUUUUGGAUGAAGACUCGCCACUCAUCGACGUGAACAUCAAGCUUCACGGGGCCAUUCGGGCGUGGAACGAAAUUGACGACCGAUCCAACUUGAUCCGAUCUGGGUUUCGCCAAACUGGUAUCUAUCCGCUGGACACGGAAAAGCACAAGACCCUAGCGUUGCCUUCCGUCGCUGACGUUGCCGUGUCUACGACCCCCUCGCUGCACAUUCCCGAGCCACCCCCAACCCCGGAUGCUCGGAGCAUUGGCAACAGCUCCAUGCGCGUUUCUAUGAACUCGACCGCUCGAUCCCCGCUUACGCCGGAGAAUAGGGAUGCCCAGCUUAAGCGGCAGGAGUUGCAAGAGAAGAGGAAGCAGCUCGAACCUCUGAAAGAAGAGUACAAUCGGCAACGGCCCAUCUUCCUCCGCACGCUAAAAGACCUUGACUCACGCAUCUUGACACUUGCGGAGACAAUUCUUGCUCUGGAGACUCAGCUGGCUGCUCUGGGAGAAGAGGUCGAGCAGGACAUCGAAUCGGCAACUGCCGCGGAGACCCGAAACAAGCUAGCUGCUGCUCGCCUGCAGCAUACCAAGCUCGUACGUGACCGCGCGACAUUUUUCAAGAACCGUCUCAAGCGACCCACUCUUCUAAGUCUUGAGCCAGCGGCGACCGCUUCCACACCUCUCGUUCCUCGGCGCGUCAGCAGGCCUAGGCCCAUUCUCGCUUCGCAAUCGAUGGCGAACGACACUGUCGACUUGGAUCAAUCAGCCAGCGAGGAGGAAAGCGAGUCUGACGACGAUGACGACGAGAAUCAAGCGUCGUCCGAAAUGGCUUCCGCUGCCAUCGGCCACAACGACAACCAGGAGGACCCCAGCGAUGUCCAGCGUCAACCUCAAGCCGCCCGCAAGCGUCGCCAGGAAGAUGACGAUGAAAACGUCGCGCCCGUCUUCACCACGGUCACAUCAGACUCGAGCGAUGUUGUUCAAGUCGAUUAUCAGCUGAGCUCCACCGAACUCCAAGAAAUCCGACGCUAUCGCAUGCCAACGCGUAGUACUACGAAGCAAGAUGGACAUAAUGUCAAAUUGGCGCGUGUAGACCUCCAACCUGCGUCGUCAAGGCCGGCGCUCAGCGACCUGACAAACCUUUCUCGAAGCAACACGCUACCACUGUAA
Messenger RNA from Capsaspora owczarzaki ATCC 30864, 1806 nucleotides. RefSeq lists its product as hypothetical. Gene Ontology annotation, molecular function: DNA binding. Gene Ontology annotation, cellular component: nucleus. The record is from RefSeq and is a predicted model, not a curated record. NCBI's taxonomy places the organism in Eukaryota, Filasterea, Ministeriida, Capsasporidae. The transcript has 2 exons. The annotation marks the transcript as partial.